Fimicolochytrium jonesii is the source of this 797-nucleotide messenger RNA. Its product is annotated as tRNA intron endonuclease. Gene Ontology annotation, biological process: tRNA splicing, via endonucleolytic cleavage and ligation. The transcript is spliced from 6 exons. Gene Ontology annotation, molecular function: nucleic acid binding. The coding region runs from base 221 to 613 and encodes 130 amino acids. NCBI's taxonomy places the organism in Eukaryota, Fungi, Chytridiomycota, Chytridiomycetes, Spizellomycetales, Powellomycetaceae. The record is from RefSeq and is a predicted model, not a curated record.
GCUCCAGGCUCGCGCAACGCGAAGCUUUCAAAGUUCAGGCGGCAUCCCUCAGCCUGCUCCGCCCCGAGCCCCCAGCAAUUCCUCCCACAUCGCCCGUUGGUGCACAAUUCUGCUUUGGCUCGCUAUGUGAAGGGUUAUCACCUCGAACAACAGUCUCAUCACCGCCAGCUUGACUAAGGCAUACCGUGGACUCCGCUUGGAACAGACAUCGGCAAGCACGAUGGCGCCGCUUCCGUCCCAUCCCCUUUACAUCAAGUUUCUUGAACAGUGUGUGGAUUCCCCGCCAAGGGUUAGGGGCCUCUCGUUUCAGGUUUACACCGACCUUCUGCUAGCAAAGCAGUGGUGGAGUGUGCAGCCCAUAGAUGUGCCCUCUCUUGACAAGAUCGUGCUUGUUGCGCGUAGUCAGCAGCAUGAUAAGCGUGAGUGGAUCAUCCCAAUGAAUCCGCAAGAAAAUUGGUCGAUGGAGUGGCUGUCCCGAACAUUCGCCAAUCUUUCAUCUGUCGCCCGAGGCGUGGAAAGCGUGGUGCUUGCAAUCGUCUCGACAGACGCAACAAUCGUCUACUACCGGAUUCAUAAGGGAUUGGUUCCGCCAAAGGAAACCAAAGAAGCUUAAUCGCGUAGCUUGUUCAGGACGAAGCCCUAUACUUCAUCCGUUGGUCUAUCCAGACGCUACUCCGCUAUGGAUGGCUCAUGCUUUUGGCUUUAGUGUCCUCUCAUUCUGCACUCCUCAUUGUACAUAGCGUUGCUGAAGACACGGUUCGUCCAAUCAGCCCUCAUCAAAAGAUUCAUACCCAACC